This is a messenger RNA of Mandrillus leucophaeus (drill), 859 nucleotides long. It is a transcript of the gene ENHO, whose product is annotated as energy homeostasis associated. Gene Ontology annotation, cellular component: plasma membrane. Gene Ontology annotation, biological process: positive regulation of Notch signaling pathway. The coding region runs from base 206 to 436 and encodes 76 amino acids. Lineage: Eukaryota; Metazoa; Chordata; Mammalia; Primates; Cercopithecidae. The record is from RefSeq and is a predicted model, not a curated record. The transcript is spliced from 2 exons.
GCUGCCCCGGACCCUCCCGCGGGCGCGCACCAGGCUCAACUCAGGCUCAGGACUGCCGGUAGACAUCUCCACUGCCCAGGAAUCACUGAACGUGCAGACAGCACAGCCUCCUCGGAAGGCCGGCCAUACCAGAGUCCUGCCUCGGCAUGGGCCUCGCCAUCGAGGCAGCUCCACUGUCUGUGCUGGUCUGAGGGUGCUGCCCGUCAUGGGGGCAGCCAUCUCCCAGGGGGCCCUCAUCGCCAUCGUCUGCAACGGUCUCGUAGGCUUCUUGCUGCUGCUGCUCUGGGUCAUCCUCUGCUGGGCCUGCCAUUCUCGCUCUGCUGACGUUGACUCUCUCUCUGAAUCAAGUCCCAACUCCAGCCCUGGCCCCUGUCCUGAGAAGGCCCCACCACCCCAGAAGCCCAGCCAUGAAGGCAGCUACCUGCUGCAGCCCUGAAGGCCCCUGGCCUAUCCUGGAGCCCAGGACCUAAGUCCACCUCACCUAGAGCCUGGAAUUAGGAUCCCAGAGUUCAGCCAGCCUGGGGUCCAGAACUCAAGAGUCUGCCUGCUUGGAGCUGGACCCAGUGGCCUAGAGUCUAGCAAGCCUGGCUCCAAUAGGAGCUCAGUGGCCCUAAGGAGAUGGGCCUGGGGUGGAGGCUUAUGAGUUGGUGCUAGAGCCAGGGCCAUCUGGACUAUGCUCCAUUCCAAGGGCCAAGGGUCAGGGGCUGGGUCCACUCUUUCCCUAGGCUGAGCACCUCUAGGCCCUGUAGGUUGGGGAAGCAAACUGGAACCCAUGGCAAUAAUAGGAGGGUGUCCAGGCUGGGCCCCUCCCCUGGUCCUCCCACUGUUUGCUGGAUAAUAAAUGGAACUAUGGCUCUAC